Messenger RNA from Capra hircus (goat), 3935 nucleotides. It is a transcript of the gene DENND6A, whose product is annotated as DENN domain containing 6A. Gene Ontology annotation, molecular function: guanyl-nucleotide exchange factor activity. Gene Ontology annotation, cellular component: recycling endosome. The transcript has 20 exons. The record is from RefSeq and is a predicted model, not a curated record. NCBI's taxonomy places the organism in Eukaryota, Metazoa, Chordata, Mammalia, Artiodactyla, Bovidae. The coding region runs from base 1 to 1827 and encodes 608 amino acids.
AUGGCUCUGCGGGGCCUGGCAGGCUCGGGGCCCGGCUCCCGAGGGCCGUUGGACGAGGCGGUGGCGGCGGACAAGGAGCGCGAGGCGGCGGCAGUGGUAGUGGCGGGAGCCACGCCAGAGGACGAUGAAGAGGACGAGGGCCGCAGCCGGGGCCUGCUGCGCUGGGACGGCUUCUCAGCCUGGCUGCACUGCGUGUGUGUGGUGGGCUUCGACCUGGAGCUGGGCCAAGCCGUGGAGGUAAUCUAUCCUCAGCAUUCCAAACUUACUGAUAAAGAAAAAACCAAUAUUUGCUAUUUGUCUUUUCCAGAUUCAAAUUCAGGUUGUCUUGGAGAUACCCAGUUUUGUUUUAGAUUUCGACAGUCUUCUGGGAGGAGGGUGUCACUGCAUUGUCUCCUGGAUCAAUUUGACAAAGAUUUACCAGUUUACUUAAAGAAAGAUCCUGCCUAUUUUUAUGGAUAUGUGUAUUUUCGACAAGUUCGGGAUAAAACUCUAAAAAGAGGCUAUUUUCAGAAGUCCUUGGUUUUAAUCAGCAAGCUACCUUAUAUUCAUUUUUUUCACACUGUGCUCAAGCAGAUAGCACCAGAAUAUUUUGAGAAGAAUGAACCUUAUUUGGAAGCAGCUUGUAAUGAUGUUGAUCGAUGGCCUGCACCAGUGCCAGGGAAAACGUUAUACCUGCCUAUUAUGGGGAUAGUAAUGAAGGUCCGGAUUCCCACAUGUCACGACAAGCCUGGGACAACUCAAAUAGUGCAGUUAACUCAGCAGGGAGAUGCUCAUAUAUCUGUUAUUUUACCUACUGUUCAUGAAGUGGAUCUUUUCAGGUGUUUCUGCCCAGUUUUCCUUCAUAGUCAGAUGCUUUGGGAGCUGGUGCUGCUGGGUGAGCCCCUCGUGGUCAUGGCACCGUCACCAUCAGAGUCUUCAGAGACUGUAUUGGCACUUGUUAACUGUAUUUCUCCAUUAAAGUACUUCAGUGAUUUUCGACCUUAUUUCACUAUUCAUGAUAGUGAAUUCAAAGAAUAUACUACUCGUACUCAAGCCCCGCCCUCAGUCAUAUUAGGAGUAACCAACCCUUUUUUUGCAAAAACACUCCAGCACUGGCCACACAUUAUUCGAAUAGGAGACCUUAAACCUGCAGGUGAAAUACCUAAACAGGUUAAAGUGAAAAAACUGAAGAACCUAAAGACUCUGGAUUCUAAACCUGGAGUUUAUACUUCUUAUAAGCCAUAUCUAAAUAGAGACGAAGAUAUCAUAAAACAAUUACAGAAGGGUAUACAACAGAAGCGUCCUUCUGAAGCUCAAAGUGUUAUCCUCCGACGCUAUUUUUUGGAACUGACACAAAGUUUCAUCAUUCCAUUAGAAAGAUAUGUGGCAAGCUUGAUGCCUUUGCAGAAAAGCAUUUCUCCGUGGAAGAGUCCACCCCAAUUAAGACAGUUUCUUCCAGAAGAAUUUAUGAAAACACUUGAGAAAACAGGACCUCAGCUGACCUCUAGAAUAAAAGGCGACUGGAUUGGACUUUACCGGCAUUUUCUAAAAUCUCCAAAUUUUGAUGGUUGGUUCAAGACCCGGAGGAAGGAAAUGACCCAGAAACUGGAGGCACUCCAUCUAGAAGCUCUUUGUGAAGAGGACUUACUUCUCUGGACCCAGAAACACACAGAAGUAGAAACAGUGGACCUUGUAUUGAAGCUAAAAAAUAAGCUGUUACAGGCUGAUCGAGAGCAUUUACCUGUGAAACCUGACACUGUGGAAAAGUUACGGACACACAUAGAUGCAAUUAUCUUAGCAUUACCAGAGGACCUGCAAGGCAUAUUGCUCAAAACAAGCAUGACAUGAUAUUUGCCAAGAUUUUCCAGCCAAAAGGAUUGUACUCCAUGAAGCAUACUGACAUUUCAACCAGAUGCACAAGCUGUCUCGGAGUGGAAAAUAGCAGUGAAUGCUCGCUACAGGGUUGAAAGACUAUACUGUAUAAACAGACAUUUUUAGUGCAUUAUUUUUAAAAACAGAUAUCUGUGGUGGUUCCACUUUAAUACUGAAACACCGAAAGGCAUUUCUAUAUUUUUAAUCAUGUUCUAAAGUGCUCUUAUGAGAGACCUGUGGGGCCAUCAGUUUAAGUGAUUCCAAACUGCAGUGCUGGCAUUGCAGGUAUUUUUUUAAAUUGGUGCUUCUUUGCCCAAUCAUGUUAAAACUCAGGGGGAUAUAAAAAUAACAUUCACACUGGCUGUCUUCUUAAGAAGAAGGAAAAGACUGAACUGUCAGACUGUAGUUAGAAGUGAUUAAUGCUUUUGUAGUGCCUUCCGUGGUCCUACAUGUUUCACAGAAGCCCAGCUGCUAGUCUUGAAGCUUUUUCUUAACUUUAUUAUAAUAUGUAGUUUUUUAUAAGGCAUUUUUUGAGUAAUCAUUGCUUAAAAAUAUAUUUUUUGCCUCCUAUUGUGUUUAUUAUUAGUGGCAUUGGUGUUUUUUUAAACUGUCAGGUAGGUUUCAUUUCAUUAUUUUCUAUAUUUUCAAAUUUAAUCUUAGUUUCACCGAAGAGAAGAAGGCAUCUAGUAUUAAUUAUGGAAGAGUUUAUUUCCUCUUACCCUUUACUAAUUGAGCCUGAGUUAAUUGGCUUGGAUGUCUUUCAAAGACAUUCUAAUUAUAAACCUCAUAAUCAGCUAUUUUUAUAAACUGAACUGUUCCUUUUUUAAAGGCAUUUUUAUACCUUUUGUGUGAUAGUCAUUUGAGUGAUUCUAAGAUUGAUUUUUAGCAUUAUUUGUUUGGUAGGGUUUCCCCGCCCCCCAAAUUAAUAUUUCUCAGAUUACUUUCCCUGCUGUUGACACGGGAACUUUUGCCUGAAUCACUGUUGUAUCUAAGCUAGUUUUGUUGUUUUUUUUGCUUCUGUUUUGUUUACAGUAUACUACCUUGCCAAAAAUAGAAGAUUGUGGUUUGGUAGAAUAAGGUUCUUUCCGUUGGUGUUUGAAUAGGAGUGUCCUGAAGAAGCCACUAUUUAAAAUAGGCAUCCAUGACAUAGCACAUAUGUGAAUUACUCUUUACAUAUCCAAAUUUGGUUGUAGGUUGUAGAAGAAAUGGCUUCAGGAGCUAUCUCUUAGUCUCUAUUAAUAUAACUCUUAAGGGCACUCCCAGCCUAAGAAUGGGUCCUUGGUGUAUGUAACUGUGGUCUUCUAUCCAAAUGUGCCCUUUUCUCAUGGAUGUAAGUCUCUCAAAGCAUACCUCAAAGUCAUGGAAAGAAUACUGCAUUUGAAAGAAGUCAUUUGCCUUGGAUCACAUGAGUUAUUUUGUGAAGCAACAGUUGUCCUCAUGGAAAAGGGGCAGCGACUUUUAUAUGCUAAAGUAUUUAAUAUCUUCCUGGGAAACCUUAUUUAGAUAUAAAUGGUCAUCUUAUUAUUUUUCAAAAAGGCAUAUUUUAAUAAUCUUACAAUUUAUAUGCAGUUUGUGACCAGAGUUUGAAAGUUGUUAGUGUCAUAUCAAGGAUCUUUUAAAUUAUACCACUACAGGAUGUAUCCAUUUCAAGUUUAUUUUGCACAGCUAAAGAGUAGCAAAGGAUGCCAGUUAGCAUAAUAAUUGUAUCUACAUAUUUACUAUACUUAACAGAAAACCUAACACAUAUUGGAAACCAUAUCUUACUUACCUGGUUUAUCUAUUAAUUUCAAAUUAUGUACUUGUAAAAAUAACUUAAAACUGCAUUGGGAAUCUGACAAAGACUGAGUGAUAACUUAAUUUUUGUGUGAUUUUUAAAGUUGUCUUUUUUUUUUUUUUCUGAGGAGACCUUGUUAAGAUCUAAAACCUGCCAUUUAAUGUUUAUCUUCACCUCACCAGCAUCAGAAGGAAUCACUGCUUUCAGGAUGUUGUGUAACGCCUAUUGCCUUCUGUUUUCAGUGAAAGGGGUUUUGAGAAGGCAUUUAUGGUCAUUACUGAAAACCUAAUUAAAGGCCUUGGAUUUUAAA